Messenger RNA from Aureobasidium subglaciale EXF-2481, 1462 nucleotides. RefSeq lists its product as uncharacterized. The record is from RefSeq and is a predicted model, not a curated record. The transcript is spliced from 3 exons. Bases 265 to 1290 code for a protein of 341 amino acids. NCBI's taxonomy places the organism in Eukaryota, Fungi, Ascomycota, Dothideomycetes, Dothideales, Saccotheciaceae.
GGCUUGGUAUCGGAUAUAACACGAGAGUAAGGUGAUGAUGCUGCAAAUCGAGGUGGCUGGGAGUGUUUUGACGCUUUGACGACUGGGCACAUGCGGUCGUGGUUCCCGAGCAACGGGGCGGAAGGGGUGGAGAAGCGCUCAACGACAACGAGUAUACCACGACCCAAACCUAUCUCUUGCAGCCUUGCAGGGAGCAUACUGCAAGCGUUUGUUGUGCGACAAGCACGAGGUAAUCAACAGACUGAAUCAAAAACAACACUGUAGAUGGUGUACAAUAGAUACAAUUCACAAAGCUACAUUGACACGAAUUACUCGCCGCACGACAGCAAAGCUGCUUACGACGACGAAUACGAUAACCGUCCUGACUCUGCGCGUGGCCCUCCGACCAAGUCUGCGUCACUCAAAGAGGGCUCCAUGUUUGCCCAACAGCCUCAGCCAAUUGACAGCUUCAACACUCCCCCAAUGUCACGACCUGGCCCUCAGACAAUGUCCAAUGGCUUCGGUGCUGGAGCUCCCACAAAGCCCUCGUCAACCUCUGUUCCCAUCCAGCCUGAGCCCAUGCCCGAUCUCCUAACGCGUGCCUUUAACGAAGCCGUGCGUCCUUACACCAAUCGCGUCGAAGAGCUCGAGAAUGAAGUCGCCGAUCUCAAGGCUUGGGUUGAGCAGCUGGAAGCUCAGAGAAGGGAAGUCCACGCAUGGAUUGACAAGCGUGGCUUGAGACCUGAUGUUCCUCCAAGCAUCGCUCAACAGAUGGAUGCAUCUAACCCCCACAACCCCACUGCCGCAGCUUCAACCCUGAACGCACAGCUUGACCGCAAGAUCACCAUCGUCAAUUUUGAUCUGCACCGCCUUCAAGAUGACCUUAACGACUCCCUGCCCACUCCCUCCUUCAGCGCCUGCAUGCUCAAAUUCUUGCCCGACAUCAGCCGCCUGGCCGCACUCCCUUCAGGUCCCAAGUUUGCCUUUGACCUACUUCUUAAGCUAGGAGGCAACCUCAAUUCCCAUGGCGGUCUUGAGAACGGCGACGAAGAGGACCUGCGUGAGCGUAGAUCAUUCUACGCCCGUCUCGACGAGGCCAUGGUCGACAUCGUGCGUGGUCGUUUCAGAGAGGAAGGUGAAGGCUGGGGUGUGGCCAGAGAGAUCAAGCGCAUCGAGAAGACCGGCGCCUACCUACGCAAUUGGGGCGUAGAGCCCUACUUCCCUCACACUCUGGAUGUUAUGAGGGAUGCUUCUGGUGUCGCUGGCGCCGGCGUCUAUCAUGGUGGUGGCACUCCUCCUGCUUAUCAAUAAGCGGGUUUUCUGCCCAACGAGCGACAAGUCUCACGGCGUACUGGGUUUCAACGGGCUUUGCUUGCCUUUUCUGCUGACAAUACCCCCUUUCUGUUUCGAUUACCCUUCUGUGCUUUGCGCUGGCAAAGGCAUGGCGAUGACUGCACGAACUCUUCCCCCUUACUUAAUUCUA